Molecule: messenger RNA, 2013 nt
Organism: Bufo gargarizans (Asiatic toad)
Lineage: Eukaryota; Metazoa; Chordata; Amphibia; Anura; Bufonidae
Product: polymeric immunoglobulin receptor-like
Exons: 9
Coding region: 94-1893 (599 amino acids)
Source: RefSeq, a predicted model, not a curated record
AUGAUGAUGUGUUAUUUCUCUGUGCACCCGCCUUCUUUUCCUGGUAUAUAUCUACUUUUCACCAGCUAGUUAUACUCCUAAGUGUUAUACAUCAUGGGGCUGUACACACUGCUGCUGCUGACUGGGCUGGCACUCCUCACUCCGGGAGUGAUAUCAAAUUAUCGCACCACAGGACUGGUUGGUGAAAACCUGAUUUUAACCUGCUUCUACCCUGUUACCAGACAUACAACUCUUGCAUGUUGGGGAAGGGGAGAUUGUACAAGUACUGGUUGUAACCACCCAGUAGCCACAAUCAAUGGAAGCAGAGUGAUGUGGACAAAGUCUAUGAGAUACAAGGUAACUGGGGAUACUGGCAAUGGAGAACUGCCGCUAACCAUCACUGAUGUGAACCUGGACGAUUCAGGGGUUUACUGCUGCCGUGUGCGGAUUCAAAAUCUCGGGAUAGAUCUGAAGAGAGAAAUUGAUGUGGCGAUACAACAUCCCAUGAUGCCAGACAAUCUCCUGCAGGGGUCAGUGGAUGAUACAUUGACUUUGACCUGCAAAUAUCCUGUGGAUGAAGGUCCAAGAGAGGUUUGCUGGGGGAGAGGGAGCUGUCCUAUCUCGGGCUGUAAAAACAAGCUCAUCUCUACUGAUGGCACCAAAGUAACCUGGAGCGAAUCGAAAAGAUACAACUUAUUGGGGAAUAUCACGCGGGGUGACGUAUCCCUAACCAUCAGUGGUUUGGCAAAGGAUCAGGAGGACACCUACUGCUGCCGUGUACGGAUCCCAGGACCAUUCAAUGACAUUAAAAAUGAGAUUAAACUGGAAAUAAAAGACGUUGUUCGUGUGACUGCGUCACUGAGGGAUACACUUGUAUUACCUUGUUCAUACUCCGCCGAUGCUGGCACAAACCCAGUAUGCUGGGGUCACGGUCAUUGUGGACUAUUCUCAUGUCACAAUAAGGUCCUUGAAAGUGAUGGCGAUGAAGUGACCUGGAAAGAGUCUGAUAAAUACCAAGUAACAGGGAACAUGGCAAACGGGAAUGUGUCCCUCACCAUCAAAAAUGCAAAUGAGCAUGAUGGAGGAGUCUACUGCUGCAGAGUCAAGGUCCCUGGAGCUUUCAACGAUAUAAAGAAGGAAAUCCGUGUACAGAUACGAGAAGCUGACCAGAUUUCUGGACGUGUAGGUGACAUGGUGAAAUUACCAUGUAAAUACGAUGUCAGUGAGGGCACAUCCCCUAUGUGCUGGGGAAAAGGCUCCUGCCCAACAUUUAAAUGUACCAACACUAUUGUCUGGACUGAUGGAGAUGAUGUCACCUGGACUGAGUCUGAAAAAUACAAGCUGAGAGGAAACAUCGAAACUGGAGAUGUUUCUUUGACCAUCAAGAGUGUGACAAAGGAGGACGAAGGAAUGUACUGCUGCCGUGUGGAGGUCCCGGGACUGUUCAAUGACAAGAUAAGCGAAAUCAGUUUGGAAGUGGAAUAUGAUUUGGCAGCACCAGCUGAAAUGGUGACAGGUUUAGUGAAUGGCAUGAUAAACAUGCCCUGCAGAUACACCAAUCAAGGUUCUGAAUAUACCAUGUGCUGGGGACGAGGUGGCUGUCCAAUCUAUCGUUGUACGGAUGAGAUUAUCAGGACAAAUGGCAAGGAAGUGACCUGGAGAAAAUUUAACAGAUACCAGUUACUGGGAAAUAUCAUUGAUGGAGACGUGUCCCUGACCAUCAUCAGGGUCACUAAACAAGAUGAAGGAACUUACUGCUGCCGGGUGGAGGUCAAAGGAUUUUUCAAUGACCAAAAGAAAGAGUUGGAAUUGAAGGUAGAAGAAGAAAACCCGGUAAAUGCAAAUCAUCAUCCCACACCUACAGAGCAAGACAGCUUCAGCAUGCUUGAAGAAUGUCCAGAUGAUACAACUUAAGACCUAAUCAUGAAGAAUUUAACACUGUACCGAGAUCAUAAACCAGCAUGACAUGGACAUAAUUGAUGGAGGACCAAGAAAAUCAAAAUACCAAUGUGUAAUAAAAUGCAAAUGACAAUG